AUGGAGAGUGAUAAAGAGUCUAUUUGGUACUGUGUUAUUUUGAAUAGUUCCUGCAUUUCUUCUUGGUUUGAUCUAGAAUCUCCAAAUAUUAUGAAGUUAUCCCAUCUUUGGAAAGGAAUAAUUCGUUCUUGUGUUAAGAAUAAAAUAGUUUGGGACUGCUUUAUUAAUUCGGUCUCUGUAACUUUGGGGACUGGAUCGCGCAUUCGUUUUUGGAAGGAUAAUUGGCUGGAAACUCCGCUUCUUAAUCAAUUCCCUGAGCUGUUUCGUCUUAAUCGGAAUAAGGAUGGAAUAAUUUCUUCUUUCCUGAACAGUGAUCAACCCGGUCUCUUUGAUUUCUCUUGGUCGCGUCGCCUGCGUAUUGGGGAGCAGCACCAACUUUUUCUUUUAGUUCAUCAGCUUCCUCGGCCUGAUCAGUUGCUUCAAGUAGAGGAUAAGUUUGUUUGGAGACGAAAUAAAUCGUUUACUUCAGCUUCUAUGACUGAGCUGUUGUUUUUAUUGACAGCAAAUCAGCAUCAGAUUUCUUCUGUUUUGCUGCUUCGGGUUUGGAAGGAAAGAUUGCCACCACGGAUUCAAUUCUUCGUUUGGCUUCUCGCGCGUGAUCGUAUUUCGUCGAAGGAAUCUUUGGUUAGCAGAGGAAUUAUUGAUCAAGAGCAGUCUUAUUGUCUUCUUUGUGCGGAGGUAGAAUCAGAACUUCAUAUUGUUCUUCACUACAUGUUUGCAUGGAAAUUUUGGUCUUUUAUUCUUUUGGAUUGUGGGAUUACUUGGGUACCUCCUCUUUUUCUAGAUGGUAUUUUCAUUCAGUGGACAUCUCUUUCAGUUGGGAGAUACAAGAACUUUUGGAAGCUUGUUUGGUACUUUGGGAUAUGGAAUUUAUGGAAAGCAAGGAACAAAUGGAUGUUUCAACAUGCGACGACGGAUAUUAAAUCUUUGGUCUUCUCGAUGAUUUGUAAAUCUGUAGAGUUUUACAAAGAUCAACAUCAUGAUUUUCCUUAUUCAGAACGAUGUCUUUCGCUCGAUUGA
Mercurialis annua (annual mercury) is the source of this 1020-nucleotide messenger RNA. RefSeq lists its product as uncharacterized. The record is from RefSeq and is a predicted model, not a curated record. The transcript has a single exon. Bases 1 to 1020 code for a protein of 339 amino acids. NCBI's taxonomy places the organism in Eukaryota, Viridiplantae, Streptophyta, Magnoliopsida, Malpighiales, Euphorbiaceae.